This is a messenger RNA of Fonsecaea multimorphosa CBS 102226, 426 nucleotides long. RefSeq lists its product as uncharacterized. The transcript is spliced from 2 exons. The coding region runs from base 1 to 426 and encodes 141 amino acids. NCBI's taxonomy places the organism in Eukaryota, Fungi, Ascomycota, Eurotiomycetes, Chaetothyriales, Herpotrichiellaceae. The record is from RefSeq and is a predicted model, not a curated record. Gene Ontology annotation, molecular function: peroxiredoxin activity.
AUGUCGAAUGCACAGGAGAAUAGCGUGGCCGAAGCCCACAAGAUCUUCUACGACCAGGGUUUUAAGAUCCGAACCGAAGUUGCUGGCUCCGAACAUGUCCAACGCUCUCUUCAGAACAACUCGACCGAUUUUGCUCGGCCGAUGCAAGACCUCGCUACGGAGGUGGGAUGGGGAAUGAUCUGGGCCCGGCCGGGACUUGAGCGCAAGACCAGGAGCUUGCUAAAUAUCGCCAUGCUCUGUGCUUUGAACCGAAUGACUGAGCUAGCUGUGCAUGUCAGAGGGGCGGUUCACAACGGGGCGAGCGAGGUGGAGAUUCGAGAGGUUCUGAUGCAGGUUGCGAUCUAUUGUGGGUUUCCAGCAGGUCUCGAAGGGGUACGGGUAGCCGAAGGAGUAUUGAAGACCAUGCGAGAACAGAAGGAGUCUUGA